GAGUCUGAAAACACAACCGAACCAACAUCAGAGUCGUACGAGAUGCAACUUCGAAGGGCGUUUGUACUUGUGAUCGGCUUUUGCCUUUCUUCAGCAUUGACAAAAUCCACUACAGAAGAGAGUGAAGCAACAGAAGCUAUACUGAAGAAGGAAAUCGACCGUUUUGAGGCCGUCAAGAAGAGCUUCGAAGAUGCAAACAUGUUCGUACAAGUUGUCUACACGCAUCCAUUUAAUAAAGCAGAUGGAGCACCCUUGAAACUCGAUACCUUCGAAAUUCGCACAACUUCUUUCGAAAAUAAUCCAGAAGGACCUCAGCUGGAAGAGAAGUUCGAUGAAGACAAAGUUAAAUCAGUCUUUGCUUUAGCCAAGAAGUUGAAUUUGACAGCUGUGGGUAGUAGACAAAUUUUCGAUCUUGAAGGCGUUUUGCAGGAGAAAACGCUCCUGGCCGAGGAUUUAAGGAUUCAGUUCAAAGAUGGCAGCACCCACAUGGUAUUUGAGGACCACAGCGAUCCUGACGAUGAACUUCACAGCGACGAUAUUCAAGACUAUAUCGGCUUCAUGAAAAAAUUCGAACUUCCGGUCGACGUAGAAAUAACAGCCUUUCGCAGAUCUGGGGUUCCGCUCCUCAACCAUAAGGAUAGCUACGCACCUGAAAAGGUGAAAGUUUUGAGUAGCGAUAUGACCAUUCCUAUGCAGAUGAAGGUUGCGGAGGCACUGAAGCGGAGUUACAGCAUGAAGAGUGACCCGAACAAAAGAAUUAUGCUCCUGUGUAGGUACCUGGGGAUUCAGUUUCCCGAAUACUCAUUCAAUGCAGUUAUUGGAACUAGCCGACACGGGGACAAUUACGUCGCGAGUGAUGUAAAUAUGAAAGCAAGCUUCGAUGACAACAUAUACAUGGUUUGGGGUACCGCUAAAGAAGGAGAUUCGGAUUAGUAACUUGGAUUUACCAGAGUAUAUUUUUCACUAGUGCUUAGUUUCCGUAUCCAUGGUGUCAAACAAAUACAUCAGUGUAUGAAUUUAUCAAACAUUGUAAAUCUUUUGGCGGCAAUUCUAAUCAUGUCUUACGU
This is a messenger RNA of Photinus pyralis (common eastern firefly), 1067 nucleotides long. RefSeq lists its product as uncharacterized. The transcript has 5 exons. Bases 43 to 933 code for a protein of 296 amino acids. The record is from RefSeq and is a predicted model, not a curated record. NCBI's taxonomy places the organism in Eukaryota, Metazoa, Arthropoda, Insecta, Coleoptera, Lampyridae.